Molecule: messenger RNA, 2640 nt
Organism: Pocillopora damicornis (cauliflower coral)
Lineage: Eukaryota; Metazoa; Cnidaria; Anthozoa; Scleractinia; Pocilloporidae
Product: GRAM domain-containing protein 4
Biological process (GO): negative regulation of toll-like receptor 9 signaling pathway; apoptotic process
Source: RefSeq, a predicted model, not a curated record
CAAGCAAGAGAGGAUCUUAAUUUGGAACAAAACAAACAGGUGACGUAUUGUGAAAGAGGUGAGAUAUCUGGAAAUAUGCUUCGUUCUGCGUUCCGUGGAAAGCAAGCCACUGAUUCAACUAAGAAUGAAAAUCGAGGAAAAACUUCUCAUGGAAGAUCGCACUCCUUCUUUCACCGCGAUGGAGGUCACGAAGAUGCUAAAAAUACGAAUGGUGAUCAUGAAAAUUUAAAUGCACUUGUCGCAGAAACAGUUGGUUGCAGUACGCAUGGUGAAGUACUAACCACAGAUUUCAGCCACGAGUUUCUCGAAUCCACCCACAGUAGCAGCUCCGAUAAGGAAAGCCUGAAUGAAGAAGAUGGCUCGGCGAAACCUACGUUACACGAGAUUCAUGGAGGGAAGGGGAAUUGCGAUCAAAAGGUUACUCCGAAUAGAGGGGAAUUUUCAAGCUCCGAAAGAGAGAUUUACGAAACCCAGCUGGCUCAACUUCAAGAACAGCUUGUUAACACCAUGAUUGAUUAUCAGGACAUGAGUGUGCAACUGGAGAAACUAAAAGCUGUGGAUGUUCAGAAACUUCAGAAGGAAAUCCAAGAAGAAAGAGCUAAAAAUAAUGAACUAAGGGAGAAACUUAAACAGAAACAGAAAUCAUCCAGUUCAAAACUACAUAGGAAAAAUGCAAGUAGAAUAGAUCCCAGAUCAAAAAGUGGUCAUCAGGGAACUGACCCAGAAAGAGACCAAGGUGAUGACUGGGUGUAUCUAGGAGGAGAGAAUGAGUCACAUACCCUAUCACAUGUCACAAAUGGCAGUCAAGGAACUCACCCAGAAGAAAAUCAGGAAUCAUGUGAAGUGCUUGACAGCAGCCAUGCAAGAGAUCAGUUAGAGGAACAAGCAGCUGUUGAAUCUGUUGAUGGAGAUGGUCAAAAAGUGCAACGAUUUAAGACAAAACUGGAAAUGUGGAAAGCAAAAGUCAUUGACAUUUUGGGAGACAGACUGUGGGAUUUCGUUAAUGAUGAACCUGAAGACACCGAUGAGGAGGAUGGUGAGGGUGAUCCCUUGGCCAUCAAAACACUCAAGGAAAACAUCAAUAGAUUCAGUACUGGAAUUAAACCUAUAACAGGUUUUAUCAAGUCUGUUGGGAAGGUGCUCACAUGGUCAAAUCCUACAGCAUCUUUUUUGAUAUUUGUGGUAUACAUGUAUUCUGUUUGGUACGGAUAUCUUCUUUCUUUAAUCCUUUUCACCAUGAUCUGGAAGCUAUUUAUGAAUUAUCUCCAUGCCAAAGGCAUUGCCAGAAAUUUGGGAUUCACAGAUGAAUUAAAAGAAGAGGCAGGUGCAUCAGAAGAUCACAGUUGGUCAGACAAAUUUCAGCUGGUUUUGCAAGUGGCAAGGAAAGUACAAAAUACACUCGGAAAAAUGGCAAACUCUCUGGAAAAAGUAAAGAACUUAUUAACUUGGCAACAUCCUGUGGCAACAAGGAAGCUCUUCACAGUACUCAAUAUUGCAUUUGUGGCGUCUUUAGGGCUCAGGGGACCUACUUUGUUCAUGUUGUUAGGGUUGUCUUUUGGAGUAAAGCUGUUUAUAGUGAAUCCCAUAUAUCAUCGCUUUCCAAAGCUUGUUCAGAUCUUAGGGCGCUCUACGUUGGCGACUUCUUCGUCAUCGCCAAGUAGCAGUUCAUCGCACCACCAAAUAGGUCCUCAUUCAAAUCCAGUGGCCGAGAAAUUUAGAUUGCCAUCAAGUGAAAUCGUUUUGCCAGGUUGGGAAGAAGGCAAAAGAUGUGCUUUGCUUGAUAAAGACAAACCGUUCUCAAGUGUUAAACAUGGAAAAUUGUUUCUGACUCAAAGUUAUUUAUGCUUUGAGAAGACCAGAUCAUCAAGUGGAAAGCAUAUCGUUAUUAAGCUGGAUACUAUCAUCAGUUUAAGUAAAGCAAAGCCAAUAGCAAUAAUGCCUGGAACAGGAAUGGCCUUAGAAGUUAACGUUAGAGGUCUUGAUAAACCUUAUAUUUUCGGUGGAAUCAUUGGAAGAGAUGAUGUAUUUGAAAGUAUAAGAGCCACAGGAAGGACAGGAAAUUUUCCCUGGGUGUAAAUGGCGCCAUCAACACUUUGACAUGGAAUCGAGAAUAGAUAUGGCCCAGACUCUUGCAUGCGGCAGGUUCUUCUUCAUUUUCAAAAAUUAGUGGGGAAAAAUCUAUCAAUGGAGAAAUACGAAUAUAUAUACAGUGUUAAAAGGAAAUACUAAGUUAUACAUGGUGACGAUGAUAAGAUGAGCUUACAACAACUGAUGCAAAUAUUGGGAAAUAUGUAGGUAUCAUUUAGCCAUCAGAAGCACAUGGCUUUGUAUAAACUAAGGGAAAACUUUUUAUCCACAAGUCUUUCUGAAAAGUAACAUUGCUAACUAUUUUGGUAUCAGCGAUCGAAUCUUCUCUGUCAUGAAGAAGUGUUAUUGAAUUAUUGCAUACCAAAAUAUGUACAAUGGAAAAUAAAUUAUGGUUAAAUUUUUCUUGGUUCUAGCAAAAGAAUGCUCAGUUUUGUAAUGUAUCGAUAUCUCUGUUUUUAGCUAUAAUUUUAUAACGAUUAAGAUAUUUUCUGAGUUCUUAGAGGGUUUACUAGACUAUUACUGCGUACAAUGAUUAAAUAGAUGGUCAGUUUA